Messenger RNA from Schistocerca piceifrons (Central American locust), 9558 nucleotides. RefSeq lists its product as uncharacterized. Bases 256 to 3276 code for a protein of 1006 amino acids. The record is from RefSeq and is a predicted model, not a curated record. NCBI's taxonomy places the organism in Eukaryota, Metazoa, Arthropoda, Insecta, Orthoptera, Acrididae. The transcript is spliced from 5 exons.
CAUACGCCACUGUAUAGUCGACCGCUACACUCCGGCACGACCCUAUACCGAAUAUGGACCAAUCUCGAAUUUCGUCGCCGGGCGCCAAAUUGAGAAGGUGUAAACUUACUACUCUGAAAAUGCUUAAUUUUAGCAUAGCGUGUGCCAUGUAGGGGGGCUUUCGUGCGUGUGUACCGGGAACGCAUCCGCUCGGGCGAGUGCGAAAAGUGCAACGCGGCCGAGCUCCGGUGUUAAUGACAACAAACAAGUUCAUUAAUGUUGCCGGAACAAAGCUUCCCUGUUGCAGAAAUUAUGCAAACAGAGGACAUCGGCAAUAGUAAGUCACUGGAUAACGACCUGUCUUUGAACACUUCUGCAGAAAUUGCUAUGACUGUGAAAGAAGAGCCCUGUGACAAGGCCGCUCCAGUUUCACCACCCAGCAGAUCCUCGUCUCAAGAGCCCAGUGCAGCUGACAGAGAUGAUACUGGGAGUCAAAAUUCAGUUCUUGUAUCCACAUCUACUUGUUUGCCCAAUCCCGGAGAAAGAGGCAGAGGAAGGGGACGACGCAGAUCUCGCUGGAAGCUCAAAUUCCAUCACCAGGCUCUUCCACCAGAAUAUCUGGACCACUAUGAAGCUGCAAUGGCUCAGCAGGAUGCAGCUGCUGCAAAAUCUGCCCAGAGCAAGCAGCAACGUCCAGUUCCUCCCCUUGUCCCACGCCGCCCCCCUGUCAUCAAGCGGGAACCUGAGGGUCAGUGUACAUCGACUUCCCCACUGACUGCUGCAGCUACUGCAAUUGAAAGACUGCAUAUAGUAGCAGCACCUAGUGAUAUAUCUGGCAAAACCUAUAUGGAUUUUCAACAUAGAACUGAAGACAGUGUAAUUACUGAAACAUCUCCUAGAUUUGCAAGACAUAAUGUCAACAGAAACAGUGAAAGGUGUGUUCCACCAAAAGGACUUUUGGGAAGCCUUUUAGCAAACACUGAUAGUUGCCUCCUUGCAGAUACAGGAAUCAACAAAUCAUCUUGUGAGAGUGACCACAGAAGAUCAUCAGUCAUCAUAUCAUCUGUAUCAAGUGGAACUGAUGUGAACAGCAACAGCUGCUUAAACCAUUCUACAGCAUCAAGUGGAAAUGUAUGUUCUAACACUGCAAAUAAGGUAAUGAACUAUCAGGACCUGCCAUAUAUGGGAGAAAUAACUCUUGACAACAUGAAGCCACGGAGAGGAAGAAAACCAAAGAAAGCUGACAUAUGCCAUUUAAUUUACAAGAAUUAUGGCACUGUUUUUCCUGGCAUGACUGCAAAGGCUGUUGCAGAUACUACUGAAGAGUGGCAUGGAAGACAAUUAAAUCAGCCUGAACCAGUCAUAUGUAACACAUCCACUGAUGUCACAGCUGGUACCAGUGUUGCACAUGACUCAUCAUUUUUAAGGGCUAAGAAUGGAAUUCUUGAAUCUUUUAAGGCCAAUGUACCACUCAAUCACAGUGAUGUUCAGAACAGGAUUAUCAGCAGUUUACUGGAAAAGCGACUGACAGCUGUGUCACAUGACCCUAAUCGAGGAACUACAGUAAGUGCAGAUUAUUUACGUAAUGUUGGUAAAGUGGAAUCUCGAGUUGACACAGAGAAUUGGGACAAAGCCCAAGGGACUUCAGUAUUAGGUGAGGAUGAGGAACCACUGAAUCUUUGCAUGAAAGACUUGAAUCAGCUAAAAAUUAGACUGUUAAGGAAACAUGACAAUUUUUAUGAGUCAAGAACCAGUGAAGCUACCACAGUAAAAAGUGAACCCCCAUCACCGAGUGAGGCGGACCACACAGAAGAAAGUGAAUCUCUGCUUGAUGACUUUCCCAGUGAGUGUGUGAUUGCAAAUAGUGAGCCCAAAGUCAUGCUUUCUGCAACACCGGAUAAUGAAGGUGUACAAGAAGGUUUAAGUAUGUUUCCUCCUUCAGUGUGUCCAAAUCCGUCCUCAGUGUCAGUAUUUCCAUUUGAUCCUAACAGUGCUGUCAUUCCACCUAUGCCUUCUGGAUAUGUGUACUGGCCAAGUACAGGAGUCUUUGUGCAUCCAAUGGCUCUUCAAUCACAACUUCUAUAUUACCAGAAGUUAGGCGCAAUACCCAUAGUGCCUAUUGCUCCAGAGCAGAGUCAAGGGUUCGUCCAAUCACCUUUGCCAUCAGUAAACAUUUUGCCACAGGUCACUGCAACACCAUCUCCUACCCAAACAAAUCCUACCAAAAUUGUUCCUGGGAAAGACCCUAAGUCAACACACAGUAAAACUGUGAUUCCUAAAGCAUUUUCAAUGAUGGUAGAAGCCAAUCAUAAAAAUUCUACUAAUUCCACACCCACAUUGUCUGAAACCAGUUUUACUAGGAUGAAGCGACUGGCACCAUUGGGCAACCCUCCAGCCUCUGGAGCUCCAACAAAAAAGAAACGCUCUGCAAUUUUCAUUCCACCCAUGCCAAGUGAAAAUAGUACUAACCCCACAACUGAAGUCAGCAUAUGCAAAUUCAAGUUUACAGGAGGGGCUAAACCAAGCCUUCAAGAAAAGAAAAUGCUUUCUGUAGAUUCUGGAGGUAAUUUUCGUUACUACAGUGGAACAGGUGAUAAAUCUAUGAGAGGGUAUGAAUUCUUUCCAAGAGAAUCACUUCAACAAUCAAGUGCAGCAUCAUCAUCGUCUCCAUCUGAGAAUUUUCUUACAGCUGCUUCAACCAUGAGUGGAGGUGACAGAAAUAUCCCUGUGAAAGAUAAUCACACGCAAGGAAUUUUUCCACUAGACAGUUCAAGAACUCAUGUUCAGCAAUUUCCAGUGUCUAAUGAUAUGCUAACAAGAGAACUGCAGAAUGCUAAUGUACUGAAUAGGACUUCUGAACAAAGUGGGGCUCAUUUCAGUACUGCACACAGCACUGAUCAUAUCUUCAGGCCUGCAGAUGUCGGUGAGGAAAAUUCUUCACAAUAUCAUUUAUCACGUCGCAAACGGAAAACGAGAAAGUCUUUGGCUCGAGAAAAGUUGGAGCAGACAUUUAAGGAAAAAGGAUUUCUUAUACAGACUCAACAGUUGGAAUCUGCAGAAGGAGCCACCUACUGCAAAUUCAGGCAGUUGAGAAAAUUCACUCGUUACCUUUUUCGCUCAUGGAAAGAUUAUUUACCAGGUAAUGUUCGUGAGAUGUCCAUUGCAGCAGGUGUAUCAGGAGUUGAUGGUUCCCCACAUCAGAGUCCUGAAGGAGCAGUAUCAGAAGGAGAACUGUCUUCUAGUAGUCGUUCCUCACCAGCUACACAAGACCCUCCUGAACAGCCUCCAGUUGACUAAUUUUCUGCUCAUGAAUCAUGUAAAUCUGUAUAUAAAUUUAUUCAGAUUUUUGUAAAUAUGUAAAACUUCAUAAACAUUUGGAACACUUAUUGAUAUCAUGUCAUUUCAGCUCGUAGGCAACAAAAAACUGAAUUUACUGUAUUUCAUCUCUUCUCAUCUUUAUCUGUGUUGUUGAAGAGUUAUAUUUUAUUUUUGUGAGUCAUUGUCCAUUGUUUUGUUUUUUCAGUGAAGCUGUUUAGUUCCUUGUCUACAAUCUGAAGAACUGUUGUUACAUUUGUAACUGAGAUUAGUUAAGUUGGGCACUUUAAUAUAUGAUUCAGAAACACGAGUAACUUAAAAUGCUGCUGUAUAAAAUGUGACGUGUGGAGCAAUAACAGAAAACAAAAAUAUGGCCUGUACACUGUUCACUAGCCUUAUGGAUAAUAUCAAUUCAUUUACACUAUUGUGUUAAUUUAAGAAGGCAACAAUUGUAAAAUUAAUUAAUUUUUCAUGUUAAAAGAAAUCUAUUUAUUAUUGUUCUGUAAAAUAGAUAAACAAAGUAUUACACAAUUAUGAAAAAGGCUGUGAAAUUUAUUGCCAUGUAAACUGUCUACAGCUCUUUCUCUUAGAAUGUAGUCAGUUAAUGUGUUUAAAACAAUUAUUUCAUAGUGACUGAGUAACAGAAACAGCUUUUCUUUCUUUACCAUGUCAGAAUAUUAAUUUUUAAUCAGUUACAUAGGUUUUUUAAAAUUUGUAAUGCUUAGUUCAGAUUGUUGCAAUUACCGCCUUUUUCUUCCAGAGUCAUCACUCAUGUUCAUGUGUGUUUCCUUACAAGUAGGAAAGUGGUCUGUUUUGCUUGUUUUUGUAAUAGUAUGUUUGUGGACUUCAUUAAGUUACAGUGAUUGCAUUUGGUUUCAGUCUUAACGAUUGUGUGUGCCCUGAUUAGAGAGGCUAAGUGAAUGUCUCCUUAAUUUUGAUCUCCAACUGCAUUUCAAGAUUGUUUCUAGGUUCAAGAGCUUUAAAUGGUAGACACACGAUAAAGUGUCAUGUAAAUAUGUUAUACCAAAGACCAUAAAAUUUAAUUUUUAUGAUUUCAAAUGUUAAUGUUGAAAUAUAAAUCAAUAACACAUACUUAUGCUUCUCCAUUCUUUUGUUUGGGUGGACAUCUUUACAUGGACAUAAUCCAUAACAAACUAUUACACAUGAACCAUAUAAUGGGAAAAAUUUCUAGAAGUUAUCAUACUCGUAGUUAUGUAAUAUUGAUGAAUAAACAGCUGUCAUCAUUGUAUAUACUAUCAGACUGCACAGUAAUAUGACAUAGCAAAAAUUUGACAUGGCAGGUUCUCAGAAUAGAAUAUUUCACCUGUAAUGCAGUUUACAGUAAUGGAAAUUACAAAAUGUGGUGAAUAGACAAUACAUUAUAGCACAGAAAAGCACACAUGCAUGUAACUGUGGCAACACUGUUGAGGCUGCAGAGUGUGUGUGUGUGUGUGUGUGUGUGUGUGUGUGUGUGUGUGUGUGUGUGUGUGUGUGCUGUUAUGUUUAGCAGCUUUCUGCCCUCAUUUCCCAAAAUAAUUCAACAUUUAAUAAAAAUAUGUUUAAUGUUUUAACACCUUUUAUGAGCCUAAAGUGUAAGAGAAUAUUGUGAUCAUAUGGAACAGAUGUAUGUGAGGUCAUUGUCACAAACCAUUUGUAUCACUGUCACUAUUACUAUCUUUUAAAAUCAUAUUUUGUACACAAUCAGUUGUUACUUCAAUACUCAUUUGACCAAACAGAGUAAAUGUGUAAAUGCAUGAAAACACAAGUAGUCAAAUAAAUUUUAGUAGGCUGGGCCCAACUUAAUUACAGUGCAGUAAUUUAUGGCACAUUUUUAAUGUUUGAACAUAUAUAUAAAGUGAAAUAACUAUUUGAAAUUAGAAGUGCCUCUGUAGCUUUACAAUGCAGUACUGUACCAUACUCAAGUGACUUUCCUUGGGAUGCAUUCUCUGGCUCCUUACUUGACUAAAUCAGCUCAAAAGGGUUAAUAAUUAAAACUUAUAGCCUAUUCACAACUAGUAUAUGUUGCUUCUUAUGGCUGCAAGGCAUAAUUGCACUUAAUCGUAAUAAAUGUUGCUGUGUUUGUAGAUUAUAUCAUAAAACAAUCUUUCAGGAGAUCUUUUCAGAAAUGAAUUACAAAUUGCAUAUCAGUACAUGAAAGUUACAAGUAAGUUUUUACAAUAUUAUAUUUAUAUAUCACCUCUGUGGCACAGUGAGAUAAAUCCACCCUUACUUAUAGGAAAGUGACUUACAAUCAAUAUUUUGCUCUACGGUCUCAAUAAACAGAUCAAUUCUUGCAGUUAAGAUGUUGCAUUUAGUUAAGUUGUGCUUGUCAGUUUUGUCACAGUGAUUUACAGCUACAAGAAUACGACUAUCACUACUAAAUGUUUCAAGUUGUUUAUCCAUAUCAGCCAUUUAUUACAAGGAUAUAAUCAUUACAUAUCAAUCUGUUCAAGCUCACUUACAUAAGAUUGCAUUUAUUGUCUGUUACUUUCAUGAUGCUGUUGUAGAAAGCUUUUAUUUUGACCUCUUUGUAUCAUUAGUUGUACGUGCACAAUUCAGUUGCGUGAACUGGAAGUCAAUAAUAAGAAUAUGUUUGCCCAUUCUAUUAUUUAAAAGUAUGAAUUUGUAUUAUAUACCUUCCUGUCUUGGAAUUUCAAAUCUAAUAGAUCAUAUCCCUCUUUUUGGAUCAUUGACCAUUGCUAUCUUUGCCUAUGUUGAAGAGAUAUCUUGAGACACAUCAUGUGCAUCUUUGCUUUAUAUGUUUCCUAAUCUACCAAUCAUAACUGUCUUAGGAAAGACUGAAACUGUACCUCCAAUCUGUACUUCAUGUUUUAUUUAUUAUGUGUAUGUUAUGCCCUGCACCCUUUUUUGUAUGUUUAGAAAAACAGUUAAGUCUUUUAUACUAUUUUGCCAGUGUGACGAAGUCACUAAUUUAUAUAAGUUACAGAUAACUACCCACAAAAACAAAAAACGGUACUUCUAUGUACAUUACAGAUUUUGCUGUUCCUGGGAGUCAGUUGUCUUCACAAAUCACACAAACUGUGUGAGUAAGUCUAAGAAAUUUAAGGGUCCAAUAAAUAUAAUGCCUUAGUCCAGUCAGUUGGGGAUGUGAAUUAGUCCAUUCGGUUGGAGAUGCAACAUACCAGAACACAAAUGAUAAUAUAUUCCCACUCAUGGUACUUAAGUCACAUUGUACUAUGAUCAUUCUAAAACAGAGUAUUUUUGAGAUUUUAAAUAUUAUCUUUAUGCAUCAUUGUUGUUGUUGUUGUUGUUGUUCUUGUUGUCUUCAGUCCAAAGGCUGAUCUGAUGUAGCUCUCCUUGUUUUAGUCAAACUGUGCCAUAAAACUCUUUUCUCAUCAGUUUUAUUAAGUUUUUUUCAUUAACUGUCUGAUCUUCAGUAUUCCUCUGUAAUACCAAAUUUUAAAAGUUUCCUUGCCUUUUGUUUGUACUGUUUAUUGUCCUCAUUUUACUUUUAAUCAUAAGAGGUGAAAUACUACCUAUGUUAGCAUGAAUGCCACAUUCUUCAUAUCUCCAGGUGUAACAUAGACCAGUAGCCUCCCUACCACAUAACCGUACUGUACUAAGUAACUUAAGACAAACAUGUUUGGGACUGAAGAAUAAGCAGCUGACAGAGAAUUAAUUUUUCUGCUAUUCAGGAAACUAACAGUAUUAGAGGAAGAGCAGAAAUGGAUCAUAUCUAACCUCCUUUUGUUGUUAAUUCCAAAAAGUGAAAAAACAGCCCUGAAAAAUUAUAAGCUCCAAACAAUAAAAACAGGAGUUCUUAUAGAGAACAAGAAAAAUGUUAAAACUGUGCAAUGCCAUAUGUGUUCUUACCAUUGUGACUAUACAGGAAGGAAGCACAUAAAGAAUUUAGUUUCAACAAUAUUAGCAAGACGGUAGAUUGUGACCUGACUCCAAAGACCUGUUGAGUUAGAGACAGGAACAACGACAAGACUGUUACACAUUCUAGUUUUCAGCAAAAGUCUUCUUCAGUAAAGAAAACACACCCACAUUCUUACAAGCAAGCAAACAUCAAGCACACAGUUCGCUACUGCCGGCACAUCCGACCAGAGGACCAUCUCCAGUCAGAGCUGCUGGUGGUAGCAGUCAUGUGUGCAUGAGAUUGUUUGCUUAUGUGAAUGUAUGUGUUUUCUUUGCUGAUGAAGGCUUUGGCCAAAAGCUAUAAUGUGUAACUAUCUUUUCAUUGUGCAUGUCUGCAACUCAAUGAAUUAUCUUUACGAUGAGAAGCAACGUAAGCUUUUGCUAAUAUUGUUGAUGUUCCAGCCUAGAGUUGUCAUUAUUUGAAGAAUUUAAUCUUGUCAUUCAUUGUUAGAUGGUAAAGGUGAAGCAGGACAGUCUCUAUUCACCCUUCACACCAUAACUGUUAACUGUGAAUUCAACACCUGCUCAUGUUAUUAGUGAUGAAUAUGUGAAUGCAAUAACUAACAUCCUCCCCCCUCUUUCCAGAGAAAAUGCUUUAGAAAUCAGACUUUCAGUUUCUUACAACAAUGAAGAUCAAGUUCUUGAACUCAAAUUAUAACUUGCUCGCAGUUUUACCUUUGUAUAGCUUGCGGGACUAUUUUAAUAUCUUUUUGUCUAUUUCCCACAUAAUCAGAGAACCUGCUUUCAAUAAACAAUUUCGUAACUUAUGCAGUGUAGUUUAACAUGUAGCUGCACUGCACUGCUGUGGCUUAAUUUUUUCACGUGUGUCUUAACAGUAGCAGUUCACCUGCUUAUACUUACACUUUACACUGAGAUUGCUGUUGCUCUGUCAGGUACUGACCAAUACACUUCGUUUGAAUAGUUUAGCGUUAAUGUAAGUUUGCUUUGUACAGAAAUGGUAUUUUGCAGUAAAUACCACAUUUCAUGUUAAAAAUAAAUUUAAUACAAUAUACGAAAAUUUAAACCAUUUUUGUCUUAUGCAUCCAUAGUACAAACUUAAUUUCAUUUUCUUAUUAUAAUUACCAUGCUUAUUUCAAAGGUAGUGAAAAAAGCGCUUUCCUCUCACAGAUAAUAAUUAUUUAUUCUUUGUUAUUAUUGUUGUUGUUGAAUUUGUUGUUACUGCUGCAGUUCCUUUUUACAAACCAACAAAUAACUUAUCUGUUCAUGAUGUUAAACUAUCAAAUGUGUUAACAUUUAUUUAUUAUAUGUUUGAAGUGUAACACAAUAUUUUAUUUAGUUAGUGUUGGGUUUUUAAUACAUUUGUCUGACAGAGAAUAAUGAACAGAGAAUAAUAUGUUCUUUAAGAAUCCACAGUAGAGUAUGAAUAUUUUAAGAAUGAAAAAAUAUAAGCUCUCUCCAAAUGUGGCAUUAAUGUUUAUUCAUUUAUAGGUGGAAUCCAAUGACUGAGACUGCACAAAAAUUUGUUUUAUUAUAGUAUGCUGCAAAAUUUGAAUUUGUACAGAAUUUUUCAAUAUUUUAAUCAGUAUGUGUUAUAAAUGAUGCUUGAGAUACUAAACAUUAGCUGCACAUUUAUGGUACAUUUAUGUCUGACUACGGCUGUUGAUGUUUCUGUUCAAAUAACCCAAUAUUGCCUAGUAAGUAAUUUUAAUUGGUGAAAGUUUAGAAUAAUUUAAUUGAUUCCUAAAGACUGCGGACAAAAUCCAAAUUGUUACUUCUUGGAUGUGUAAAGUGGUAUGUAAUGCGUCACACUGAAUGUUGUCCUAUGAAAAUCAGCCUCUUUUCAGGUGAGAUUCUCAAUGAUGUUUGUGGGUGUUUUGUUCUGUGAUGACUGAACAGCACUAAAAUUAUCAUACUUGUUCACCAGUUCAGUAGACGAGUAUACUUUACCCUUUUACCAGAGUUGCAUAAAUAAAAAUAUUCAUUUUCAUGCUUUUGUUUGUAUUGUUACAUUUGUAUAAGAUGUUAUCACUUUUUGUAUUUAUAAGAGAAGAAGAGCCUGGAGUGAAAGUUUAAUGAAUAUUAAAGAUAAAAAUUAAAUACAAAUAAAUUUAAAUUAAAGUCAAAUUAAAGGUACAAAAGGGAAACUGUGAGCCUGUUGACCUGUUACCAACUAUUAACCCUAGUAGUGUACAUCCCUGAAAUUGUCACACGAAGUGUACAAUAUAUGCAAACUAACUUGACAUUCAGCAUGAUGGCUGAUGGGAGCAAACAUACAGGCAUUUCCCACUUACAGUUGCUCCCAUCAGCCACCACAAUAAGUGUCAACUUAGUCUGCAUCAUGGUCACAAUGACCAUCAGUUACUCGGUGGAGAAACUGACUGAAAAAUUGAAUAUAUUAUAACGAAACUGGACUCUCUUGUA